UCUGGGCCAUAUACGGCCAAAUCAAAUGGAAGUGGCCAAAUUAUAUACACAUAACGCUCUGUCCAAAAUACAUAAAACACCCUAUAGGUAAUUGUUCUGACACCUAUACUUAUAUACUACUUCCUUCGCUAAUUUACUAUAGAUUCCUAACGACUACUGGUGGAGAAGGCCGAAAAAGAAUAUGUAUCCUGUAGGGCAUCAUAUCUGUUGUUACGGGCAGCAUUUGUGCAUGCAGCAAGGACCGGCGGCGGCAACAAUCGCAACCCCGACUUUCUACCACGGAGGUAUGCCACAGCCACCGUAUGGCAUGGCCCCACCAAUGCUACAGAUGGCACCACCGGUAUGGCAGAUGACACCACCGGUAGUGCAACUGCCCCCACCUGUGCAAGGCGUUUGGCGUUUCCCAUCAGCACCAGGCAAAGGUCAUGCCAGAGGUGCACAAAACCAAGGUAGACGACGCCGCAGACGUCGACCGUCACCAGGUCGGCGCCAGUGGCAACACCAUAAUCAGCGGCAGUCGCAAAGAGAAAGCUGGUCUUCUACAAGGGACUCCCCACGGCCACUCGAGGGUCCACCGCCUCGAUCCAAGUGGAUGAAAAACGGAAGUCAGAGCGAUGUGGAAACCCCACGGCCACCGCAGAUUGAGAGGACAUCAGAUGAAACUCUGGUGGUGUCUGCACCACUGCCCGCCACCUGCGGUCCCAGCACAUCAGGCGGAGCUUGAACAAUGAAAAAAAACUUGUUUUUGUAAAAUAAAUGAUUUUGAAUUUAAAA
Molecule: messenger RNA, 774 nt
Organism: Aedes aegypti (yellow fever mosquito)
Lineage: Eukaryota; Metazoa; Arthropoda; Insecta; Diptera; Culicidae
Exons: 2
Coding region: 182-724 (180 amino acids)
Source: RefSeq, a predicted model, not a curated record